AUGGGGCUUGACAUUCUCGAGAUCGACACGACCACUCCCCACCCUGGCGUCACGAUUGACGGCACUACCGCGCAGCGCGAGACAAACGGUGGGUGGGUGACGCUGCGGGCGAAGACGCCGCUGUCGGCCACGAAUCAUCAGUGGGCCAUUCGAAUUAUUGAUCAAGGCGAAGGCGCAGAUGGGUCUGGCUUGAUGAUAGGCCUGCUUCCCCAGCUCAGCACGCAGCUGGCAAGCGCGACCGGUAGCAAGUACAUUUCUGAGCUCGGUGGCUGGUGUCUCUCGCGGGCGGGCGACACCUACGGCGCGUGGAAGUGCGACCGGUUCCCCUACUCGACGGACUGCGUCGUUGAGUUCGACUGGGACGCCGUGACGGGCACCCUGUGUAUGGUGAGCGGGAACAAGAAGGGCACCGGCCACAUCCCCGGCCUCAAAGAGAGCGACGUGCUGUACCCGGCCUUCUCCAUGUACUAUCUGAACCAGAAGGUGGCGUUUGUGUAG
Messenger RNA from Leishmania mexicana MHOM/GT/2001/U1103, 498 nucleotides. RefSeq lists its product as hypothetical. The transcript has a single exon. Bases 1 to 498 code for a protein of 165 amino acids. Lineage: Eukaryota; Euglenozoa; Kinetoplastea; Trypanosomatida; Trypanosomatidae. The record is from RefSeq and is a predicted model, not a curated record.